UUUGGGAUGCCGUGGCUGCUGUUUCUCAGCCUCCUCUGUCUGGGAAGCGCAAUGCCUGUUACUCCUGACCUAGGCUCAGGACAGGAGCUGGUGGGCAUUGUCGGGGGCUGCCCUGUCUCAGCCAGCCGGUUCCCAUGGCAGGUCAGCCUGAGGUUCUACAAUAUGAAGUACAGUAAAUGGGAACACAUCUGUGGGGGCUCCCUCAUCCACCCUCAGUGGGUGCUGACUGCUGCCCACUGCGUACAGCCGAAAGAACUGGAAGCUUGUGGCUUUAGGGUCCAAGUUGGACAGCUGAGGCUCUAUGAAAAUGACCGACUGACAAAAGUGGCCAGGAUCAUCCGCCACCCCAAGUUCAGUGAGAGGCUGUCUGCCCCAGGGGGUGCAGACAUUGCUCUGCUGAAACUCGACACCCCAGUCAUGCUGUCUGAACAUGUCCACCCUGUCUCCCUCCCUGCUGCUUCCCAGAGGGUCUCCCCAAAGAAGACCUGCUGGGUGGCUGGCUGGGGUGUCAUCGAGGACUAUGCGCCACUGCCCCCACCCUAUCACCUGAGGGAAGUCGCAGUCCCCAUUGUGGGAAACAGUGAUUGUGAGCAGAAGUACCACACCAAUUCUUCCUCGAACAGCAACACCAGGAUGAUCAAAGAUGACAUGCUUUGUGCUGGGAUGAAGGGCCGCGACUCCUGCCAGAGUGACUCCGGGGGCCCCUUGGUAUGCAGGUGGAACUGCUCCUGGGUCCAGGUGGGUGUGGUCAGCUGGGGCAGAGGCUGUGGACUUCCUGACUUCCCUGGUGUAUACACCCGAGUGAUGAGCUACGUGUCCUGGAUUCAUCGCUAUAUUCCCAAGUUCCCAGAACCUUCAGUGGAGCCAGAUGGGAUUAAUACAACGGAAAAGACCCUAACAACUCUUGUUGACCCCCUCACUCCUCCUGCUGAUCCAGCCUUACCCUGUUAAACCUCCCUAUCCCACGGUAGUGAAACUCUCCGUGUU
Peromyscus eremicus (cactus mouse) is the source of this 987-nucleotide messenger RNA. RefSeq names its product mastin-like. The transcript is spliced from 5 exons. Bases 7 to 951 code for a protein of 314 amino acids. Lineage: Eukaryota; Metazoa; Chordata; Mammalia; Rodentia; Cricetidae. Gene Ontology annotation, molecular function: serine-type endopeptidase activity. Gene Ontology annotation, biological process: proteolysis. The record is from RefSeq and is a predicted model, not a curated record.